Molecule: messenger RNA, 505 nt
Organism: Rubroshorea leprosula
Lineage: Eukaryota; Viridiplantae; Streptophyta; Magnoliopsida; Malvales; Dipterocarpaceae
Source: the annotation of a GenBank genome assembly
AUUUUCUUUUUGAAGUCUGUUAUUCAAAACAUGGUUUAGAUUUUUUUGCAUCAUUGGUCUGCUUGUGCAUCUCUUACUGGUGAAAUUUUGCUAGUUAUCAAACAGUCUCGUGAUGGAUUUGUCAUGGGGGAAGGAGCAGGAGUUCUGCUUUUAGAAGAAUUGGAGCAUGCUAAGAAAAGAGGUGCAACUAUGUAUGCUGAAUUUCUUGGUGGAAGCUUUACUUGUGAUGCUUAUCACAUGACUGAGCCACACCCUGAUGAUCACAUUAGUAGUAGUGAUGAAGGAUUUAACUUUCUAUGAAUGUUACAUGAGCACAGCCCAACAUUUGGACCUGUAUUUUGUCCUUUAACAAGUUGGGCAUCUUAUCUUUGUUUUGCACCAACAUGUAAUUUGCUCUGCAAAAGUAGAGCAUAUAAGUAUAGAACUCAGUGGUUUUGAUUGUAUUAACUAUUUCUCUACAUCAUACUGUUGUAGUAUUGCUCUUGAAUCAAAAGAAUCUGCUAUC